Molecule: messenger RNA, 1645 nt
Organism: Schistocerca nitens (vagrant locust)
Lineage: Eukaryota; Metazoa; Arthropoda; Insecta; Orthoptera; Acrididae
Exons: 4
Coding region: 164-673 (169 amino acids)
Source: RefSeq, a predicted model, not a curated record
CACGCUCUCCGUGUCCCCCCUCUCGCCUCUCGCACGCAGCACACAGCACACAGCACAAGGCACGCGCGCCCCGCUCACCGGGCAGAAGCAGAAGCACGCCGACGGCCGUCGCCACCGGGAAGCAGCCUCCGGCACCGUACCGCACACUCACGGAGCGAGCAGGAUGAGGAGGAGGAGCGCACUGGGCAGCGCGGCGCUGCUGCUGGCGGCCGGGCUGUGGCUGGCCGGCCCGGGCCCGGGCCCGGCGCCCGUGGCGGCGCGCGCCAUGCUGCUGCCGCUGCCGCGCGACGCCGCCAGGUUCGCUGCGGCCGCCGCAGCCGCCGAGGCAGAGUACGACGCCGUCGCCGGCGUCAACUGGCCGGACGACGAGCCGCCGCCCCAGGGGCUCAGCCAGGAGGAGCAGACGCGGCUGCUGCGCAUGCUACUGCUACGCAUGAUGCAGGAGCGUGACCAGCACGCGCAGGCCGACCACGACGCCGGGCCGCUGCUGGAGCCGGGAGAUGUCGCAGACGACCCCGACGGAGACGGCGAACACCCGCUCGCGUACGGCGGCCCGCACACUCCCGAUGACAAGAGGAACUUGCAGGGGAUGAUGCCGACGCUGUGCCACUUCAAGAUUUGCCACAUGGGCCGGAAGCGGAACCAGCAGAAGGGCGCGAGAACCGCGCACUGAGCGACGCCACGCCGCGCCACGACGCCGACGCCGACGUCGAUGGCGACGCCUCCACUCCGCAUCGCGCCUCCGCCUUCGCAGCCGCCGUUUGCACCUUUUCGCUGCUCUAACCCGAUUCUCUAGGCAGACGCAAUGAAUCUGAGCCGCUUACAGCUAUUCUGUUGCUCUAGCUUCUGACUGUCGACCGAAAUGUACUUACGCGCGUAUGUACGGUCCGCUGGACGAACUGGAGUACUACGCCAUUUUUCUUAGUAUUAUCGUUUCUUACCCGCUAACCUCGAACUAAUCUUAACUGAAUGCAAUGCAGUAUUAAUAUGUAGUCACUUGUGCCGUGAUUACUUCUCGCUGUUCAUUCGCUCGGUACCUUGGAAGCACGGUGGGGUGAACAGCAUGCAAACCGCUGUGAACUUGUCUCCGUGAGACGAUGUUUAGCUCCAAUUUCUUCCACACAUUGAGGUGAAAGACGCAAAGAUCCUUCAUAAUGGAUAAUGUUCACCUACAGCACAGAGCUACUGGUAACCACGGUGUAUUCUCACCGGUAUCUCAGUACACAGAUACAUAGGUGAACUUUGAUAUCUGUGCAGCAGAGCAUUCUCUCUACCUAUGACUUUCGUGAAAGUCCAUACAUUAUGUGAAACAGAUCUGCCUCGAAGCAUAGUGGCGGUAAGACAACGCUAAACGAAAAAUACGCUCCACCGUUGCAAACUUCGAACUCAAGUUACUGCACCGGGGCCUUUGGCAGUAGCAGAGUCAGAGAUCGUCACUGCAAGUUCACUCCCACAUUCGGGUCUGAAAGUCCCCCAUACAGUUUACAACAAUGACAAUAAAAUACCUAGAUGAUCCUUUGUAGAUAAUGUUGUGUAAACUGGAAGAGCCGAACAAUUAACUACAGAGGUAUUUAUGUCUGUCUAAAGUAUUGUAUCUUUGCAUGAAUUUAACACUACAUAUUGUAAUAAAUUAUUGGUUCGUUAA